Varanus komodoensis (Komodo dragon) is the source of this 1380-nucleotide messenger RNA. Its product is annotated as vomeronasal type-2 receptor 26-like. The transcript is spliced from 4 exons. Bases 1 to 1380 code for a protein of 459 amino acids. Gene Ontology annotation, biological process: G protein-coupled receptor signaling pathway. The record is from RefSeq and is a predicted model, not a curated record. Lineage: Eukaryota; Metazoa; Chordata; Lepidosauria; Squamata; Varanidae. Gene Ontology annotation, molecular function: G protein-coupled receptor activity. Gene Ontology annotation, cellular component: membrane.
AUGAGCCUGGGGUAUGACAUCUAUGAGAGCCAUUUCAAUGCCAGAACAACUUCCUAUGCCAUGCUAGGUCUGCCUUCUGGUGGGGAACGCCACCUUCCAAAUUUUGAUUGUGGCAAGAAGAAGAACCUGCUGGCCAUUCUUGAAGGAACUGAAUUGGACAUCUCCACUCUGGUUUCAGCCAUGUCAGGCAUCUACAAGAUUCCUCAGCCACAGAAAUUGACUUGCCUGUUCCGACAAACGGCCUUCAGCACCAUCUUCUCAGUUGCUGUCUCUUCUGUGUUGGCAAAGACCAUCACUGUGGUGCUGGCCUUCCUGGCUGCCAAGCCAGGCAACAAGGCCAUGCCUCGUUCCAGGUGCGUUGAGAGUUGUCACCCGGGAAGUGCCAAGAAGAUCCGGGAAGGUGAGCUGCCUUGCUGUUAUGCUUGUGUUCCAUGUGGAGAGGGGACCAUCUCCUCGCAGGAAGAUGUGGAGCACUGUAGAAAGUGUCCAGAAGAGCAGCAUCCAAACAAGCACCGAGAUCAAUGCGUGCCCAAGAUAGUAAACUUCCUGUCAUAUGAAGAACCUUUGGGGAUCAUCCUGGCUUCCUUUGCACUAAGCUUGUCCGUAAUGACAGGCUGCAUAUUAGGAAUCUUCAUGAAAUGCCUGGAAACACCACUAGUCAAAGCCAACAACCGGGACCUCUCCUAUGUUCUCCUGGUCUCCCUCCUCCUGUCUUUUUCAUCCUCCUUCUUGUUCAUUGGCCAGCCAAGCAAAGUGACCUGCCUGCUCCGACAAACAGCCUUCAGCAUCAUCUUCUCAGUGGCUGUUUCUUCAGUGCUGGCCAAAACCAUCACUGUGGUGCUGGCCUUCCUGGCUACUAAGCCAGGGAACAAGGUGAAGAGGUGGCUUGGGAAGAUUCUGGCCAACUCCAUUGUCUUUUCCUGUUCCAGUGUCCAACUGGUCAUCUGCUCCAUCUGGCUGAGCAUGGCUCCCCCUUUCCCUGAUCCGGACAUGCACUCCCAAGCUGAACAGAUCAUCCUACAGUGCAAUGAAGGGUCUGUCACAUGGUUUUACAGUGCCCUUGGCUACAUGGGCUUCCUGGCUGCCAUCUGCUUCACAGUGGCCUUCCUGGCCAGGAAGCUGCCUGGGGCCUUCAACGAGGCCAAGCUGAUCACCUUCAGCAUGCUGGUUUUCUUCAGUGUCUGGGUGUCCUUUGUGCCCUCCUACCUGAGCACCAAGGGCAAGUACAUGGUGGCGGUGCAGGUCUUCUCCAUCUUGGUCUCCAGUGCGGGGCUGCUGGGCUGCAUCUUCAUUCCCAAGUGUUACAUUAUUGUACUGAGACCUGACCUGAAUACAAAGGAGCACCUCAUGAUGAAAACUCAGCUUGGCAUCUGUUCCUGA